AUGCUCAACUAUUCUGGACUUAUCGGGGUGCUGCUGAGCAUGUGCGCAUUUGCACCCCACGUAGCUGCCAAUGUCGAAAAGACAAUAUUCCUUGGUCCCGAGACCAUCAACGUCCCCCAUCAGAGCCCGACCAUCGCAGAUCUUGGUCUCGACGUGUUGAGCCCGCACAGCGCCGAGACUCGGUCGAUCCGGACUUACCUGGAGGCAGAAUUCCCUGGGAAGGACGAUCAAGGUCUCCGUAAGGGAAAGACGACAUGGCUUUUGCUCGACAACUUGAAGCCCGGGCAGCGUUACGAGGUUCGCGUAUGCUGGAUGGCAACCCAACCAACAUCCUUCACUCUAAAGACGCAUGAGGUCCCAGUGGUUUGGGAUACUCCUGAGCUGAUCUCAGCACUAUCAGAGUAUUCAACCGCUAGGCUAGAGAAAAGGUCCACUCACGAAGGAGAGAGACCUGAGCAGUCCAGUCGCAAAGCUACUGAGCGGCAGGGAGAGCACGAAGCCUCAGUGCUGUUGCUCGAAAUACUAGCCGCAGCCGAUUACUUCACCGACGACGCGGAUCUAAUGGAAAAAGUUGAGCCGGUGCAUGUCGACAUUAUUUUGGAUCCCUAUGUCUUCAACGUUCUACCACGCUCCCUCAUCCCGACUGUUCUUUACAUAUUGGUUGUAGCGACCGUCUUUUCGUUGUUUGCUCGCAGGAUGGCGGCAGGAUUUCGCGAAUUUGCUUCAGAUAAAGCUACUACUGAGAAGAAGAAGCAAUGA
Pyricularia pennisetigena is the source of this 759-nucleotide messenger RNA. RefSeq lists its product as uncharacterized. Lineage: Eukaryota; Fungi; Ascomycota; Sordariomycetes; Magnaporthales; Pyriculariaceae. Gene Ontology annotation, cellular component: endoplasmic reticulum membrane; mannosyltransferase complex. Gene Ontology annotation, molecular function: mannosyltransferase activity. Bases 1 to 759 code for a protein of 252 amino acids. The record is from RefSeq and is a predicted model, not a curated record. The transcript has 2 exons. Gene Ontology annotation, biological process: GPI anchor biosynthetic process.